CCAAUCACGAUUCAAGAAUUAAAAAGUUUUAUUUUGUUUUGUUUUGUUUUUGUUGAAUUUGGUGAAUAUAUAUCACAUUGAAUAAUAAUAUAGAAUCAAAAAUAAUUGAUCAAUUAUUAUUGUACCUGAUUAAAUAUGGAUAAAUUAUUACGUAUCAAUCGAUUUUUGGCUAAAAAUUUCAUUGUAAACACAUCAUCAUCACGUUCAAUUCAUUUGACACAAAAUCGUAUGGAUAUAUUCAAAAUUCAAGAUGAAAAUGAUUACAAGGAAAAAGUUUUGAAAAAUUCGGAAAAAAAAUUGGUUAUUCUAGAUUUUUUUGCAACCUGGUGUGGUCCUUGUAAACAAUUGACACCACGUUUAGAAACAGUAAUUGGUGGCAAAGCAACAAAUGUGGAUCUAGCUAAAGUUGAUGUCGAUGAAUUGGAUCAAUUGGCUGCCGAAUAUCAAGUACAAUCGAUACCGGCAAUAUUUGCCAUAAAAAAUGGAAAAGUAAUCGAUCAAUUUGUUGGAUCACGUGAUGAUGAUCAAUUGAAAGCGUUUAUCGAUGGUGCAUUAGCUAAAUAAUUGAUUGUAACUGAUAUUUUUGUUAAUUUUUUUAAAAAAUUUAGAUUUCCAUUAAAAUUAUCAAAUCAAAAAUAAAAAUCAAACUUACUCAUUCGUGUAAAUCAGAUGAAACAAACAAACAAAAUGUCAAUAAACGGUAUUGGCAAUUAAUUGACGAAUUGAUUGAAAAAAAAAAAUAGUAAUAAUUUGAUUGGUUUUUCAAAAUCUCACAAUUUCAUUUGCUCUUUGCUCAUCCAACGUAGUUUAUCUUUUUCAUUUUCUUUAUUCUACACAUGAACCAUGAUCAGUUCCAUAGAAAAAAAAAUACUGAUCGACUAGACACAAAAAAACCAACCAAACAAGCAAGUUAUGUGUGUGUUUGUCUGCUUAGCUAGAGUAGUAGACACUAUCCUAAUCCAAUGAUUGGUUGAUGUGAACAAAAGAAAAAAAAAUGAGAAAUUUUUUGCCCUUUGAACUUUUUUUUAUGAUUUGGCCAUUUAUUUCAAUAGAAAUAUGAACCAUAAAAUGAUAAAACAUCAAUCAGCAUGAUUUUCUUUUUUUUUUGUGUUUCAUCAAUACAAACAA
Molecule: messenger RNA, 1128 nt
Organism: Dermatophagoides farinae (American house dust mite)
Lineage: Eukaryota; Metazoa; Arthropoda; Arachnida; Sarcoptiformes; Pyroglyphidae
Product: thioredoxin, mitochondrial
Biological process (GO): cell redox homeostasis
Cellular component (GO): mitochondrion
Molecular function (GO): protein-disulfide reductase activity
Source: RefSeq, a predicted model, not a curated record